This is a messenger RNA of Schizophyllum commune H4-8, 610 nucleotides long. RefSeq lists its product as uncharacterized. Bases 57 to 323 code for a protein of 88 amino acids. The transcript has a single exon. NCBI's taxonomy places the organism in Eukaryota, Fungi, Basidiomycota, Agaricomycetes, Agaricales, Schizophyllaceae. The record is from RefSeq and is a predicted model, not a curated record.
GCGAGUCCGUCGCGCAUCGUUCCUUCGUUCGGUCAGGAUCGCACUCUGGAGUGACUAUGGACCGCCUCGGAGCUUUGUGCUGCCCAUUGACCGCCUUAUGUCCGCUUCGAAUUCAUGACCAGCAAAGCUGCGUCUCGGGCGAGGGCGAAGGUCACCAUGCCCGUCACAUAAUACAAGAUGUUGCUAAUGUGGCAGUCUGCUCUCCGCCUGCCGGUCAAACGUAUGCACGUCCCAAAUAUUGCCCGGAUACUGGCGAGGAGAACGGUUGGGAAAUAGAAAACGCACGUCUGCUGGCGAGGGUUCAGAUUACAAUCCUCGUGUGAUGUCUGAAGGACGACAAUGGCCGUAUGUCAGCCUACUUUGAGUAUUGGGCUGACAAUAUUGCAGAUAUAAGCCAGUUCUCCUGUAUGUUCAUUCGUGAGAAUACGACUGCCCACAGGCCAUCGCGCUUGCUGUCAUGAACGGUGAUAUUUUGCCUCAACGUUGUGCUCCCCGUCGCCACCUUGUGGCUUUCGCCAAAAAGUUCUCCUCCCACGUUUACUAGAGCACCCAGCCCGGCCAAAAUCACGAUUUCCCCCGAUAUCCCUUGCACCAAACGCAGAAAUAUUGC